UAAGGCAACAAAAGGAGCGUUUUUUGAAGCGGGUUCUGAAUUCUAACAGCGAAUCGCUCCCUGGCUUUUGACUGCCAAAUUUUCCCAACUUACUAACAGUCAAUAUUACCACUCCUGCUACUUUGUCCUUUCUUGCUUUUUCCCAGCAGGUUUUCCUUACCAGUUACUACUAGUGAUAGCAGUAGGCGAGGGGUUAAGAAAAUUGAGAGAAAAAAAUAGUAGUACAAAGGGAGGAAGAGGGAAACAAUCAUGCCAUCAGGUGCUAAGAAGAGAAAAGCUGCCAAGAAAAAGAAGGAACAAACAGCCAACACCAUCACUUCAUCAAACAACCCACAUGGAAAUGAUGAUCCGAGAAGCCAAGACGAAAGGGAUAGUGAUGGUGGCGACGCUGGUUCCCAUGCAUCUCAGGAUGACUACAAUCACCGGCAUACAUUCAGCCAGGGGGAAUAUGAAGGGAAAAGAUCGCAAUCACAUGUAACUGAGGAGAAGUCUGUGGAAGAGGCCACUAAAGAUACAGAAAGCACCGAGAAAUCGGGAUCUGGUGUCGUUGAUGUUAAAAUCGAGAAAGGGUGGGAACUGACUAAUGAUCUUGAGAGCACACAUGUUUCUAUUCAGCAUGUUGAGCUUGAUAAGAACUCUAGCAGCAGCAGUAGUUCGGAUGAUGAAUCUCAAGUCUCUGAGAAGAAGUCGAAGGAAGAAGCCUGUAAUAUUGGUUCUGAAGUGGCCUCAUAUAAUAUCGAGAAUAAGUCGGCUACUGUUUUGGCUGAAGAUGUUCCGAAGGUCGCUGAACAUGGAGCAUUUGAGAAUGGUGAUAGUAAUUCUGCAGGUGACAUUGUUGCUGUUGACAACGCGGUAAAAACUGCUUUAUCUAUGCCAGAGUUAUCGGAAACUUCUGAAAAGAAUUCAGUACCUGAUGUAGUUGAAUCAGGGUUGAAGGCAAAUGAAGAGAAAUUAUUGCCCUCAUCAAAUGUGAUUUCUGGGGUUAAAUUGGAAGGAGCUGAAGGAAAAGACUUCCCAUCCUUGGAUAUUCCUACGGCCGAAACAAAUAAUUUUGCAGAAACAAACCAAACAUUAGAGCCCCACGAGUACUCUGAAAAGCAGCCUCGUGCUGCUUCGACUCCACCACCGGUGCAAAGAACCUCAUUCUUAAGUUGUUGUGGAUUGUUUGAAGCUUUUACUGGUUCUGGUAGAUAACCGAAUUUUCGAGUUAUCUAUCAAGUUAAGAUAAAGUUAUAUUAUACUUUCCUUUAUAGUUUGCAGAACUGAGUGUUGAGAUAUACUGAGUAGGUCAUGCCCUUUGUGCAUUUGUGGGUGUAUGGGAAUGCUAGGACUAUGAAACUAGAACUUGAGAUCUGGAACUUAUUGCUUGUCAUUGUUUCUUUUUUGUUCAGUUAUCUGGUAUUCUUUUCCAAUCA
This is a messenger RNA of Hibiscus syriacus, 1415 nucleotides long. RefSeq lists its product as uncharacterized. The record is from RefSeq and is a predicted model, not a curated record. The transcript has 3 exons. The coding region runs from base 250 to 1194 and encodes 314 amino acids. NCBI's taxonomy places the organism in Eukaryota, Viridiplantae, Streptophyta, Magnoliopsida, Malvales, Malvaceae.